This is a messenger RNA of Phacochoerus africanus (Common warthog), 803 nucleotides long. It is a transcript of the gene PPIA, whose product is annotated as peptidylprolyl isomerase A. The coding region runs from base 286 to 600 and encodes 104 amino acids. Gene Ontology annotation, biological process: protein peptidyl-prolyl isomerization; protein folding. The record is from RefSeq and is a predicted model, not a curated record. Gene Ontology annotation, molecular function: peptidyl-prolyl cis-trans isomerase activity. The transcript has 6 exons. Lineage: Eukaryota; Metazoa; Chordata; Mammalia; Artiodactyla; Suidae.
AGACGCCGCCGCCCCGGAUCUUUCAGUGCUGCUCAGCCAUGGUUAACCCCACCGUCUUCUUCGACAUCGCCGUCGAUGGCGAGCCCUUGGGCCGCGUCUCCUUCGAGGUAAGGGACCUGGAAACCAAGAAGUGACUGCUCAUCCAAUCCAUAAAGCUAUGUUAACAGAUUGGAGCUGUUUGCUGACAAAGUUCCAAAGACAGCAGAAAACUUUCGUGCUCUGAGCACUGGGGAGAAAGGAUUUGGUUAUAAAGGUUCCUGCUUUCACAGAAUAAUUCCAGGAUUUAUGUGCCAGGGUGGUGACUUCACACGCCAUAAUGGCACUGGUGGCAAGUCCAUCUAUGGAGAGAAAUUUGAUGAUGAGAAUUUUAUCCUGAAGCAUACGGGUCCUGGCAUCUUGUCCAUGGCAAAUGCUGGCCCCAACACAAACGGUUCCCAGUUUUUCAUUUGCACUGCCAAGACUGAGUGGUUGGAUGGCAAACAUGUGGUCUUUGGCAAAGUGAAAGAGGGCAUGAAUAUUGUGGAAGCCAUGGAGCGCUUUGGGUCCAGGAAUGGCAAGACCAGCAAGAAGAUCACCAUUGCUGACUGUGGACAAAUCUAAUAAAUUUGACUUGUUUUAUCUUAACCAUCAGACCAUUCCUUCUGUAGCUCAGGAGAGCACCCCUUUACCCCCACCUGCUUGAAAUAGCCCAUAAUCUUUGUGCUCUCACUGCAGUUCCUUGGGUUCCAUUUCCUCAUCCCCCUCCAAGUUUAGCUGGAUUGCAAAGUUAAGUUUAUGAUUAUGAAAUAAAAACUAAACAACAA